Molecule: messenger RNA, 5663 nt
Organism: Cryptomeria japonica (Japanese cedar)
Lineage: Eukaryota; Viridiplantae; Streptophyta; Pinopsida; Cupressales; Cupressaceae
Product: serine/threonine-protein kinase VPS15
Exons: 12
Coding region: 418-5295 (1625 amino acids)
Biological process (GO): late endosome to vacuole transport; macroautophagy; autophagy of peroxisome
Cellular component (GO): phosphatidylinositol 3-kinase complex, class III, type I; nucleus-vacuole junction; phosphatidylinositol 3-kinase complex, class III, type II
Molecular function (GO): ATP binding; protein serine/threonine kinase activity; protein binding
Source: RefSeq, a predicted model, not a curated record
UACGUAAUAUUUCUGCAAACUUCUUUUGCAUUGGGUAAAGCAACUACGGGAAAAGAGGAUUCAAACGAACAAAUGUCAGGUAUAGUUGGGAUAUGGGAAUUACAGAACCCAGCAUCAAUUCAUUGUACAGAAGCAAUUUUAAAUGAUUUGAGAAAUUUGGAAACCCUUUUAUAGAACAAUUUUAAGGUUUGUACGGAGCAGUCACCAAAGUGACAGAAAAUUUAUAAUUAACUACUUAACAAACCUUAGAGAGAUAUUUUCCAGAGCUUGGACAAUCUGAGCAACUCGUAGCGGAGGGAGUGAAGUGUACUGCAGAUAACUUGUUAAAUUUAUUGAUUGGUGUGUAUAUUGAUUGGAUUGGAAUUGAUUGUGAUGUCGAAGAGGAGGAAUAGAUUAGGGCACUGUAAUUGAGAAGCGAUGGGGAACAAGAUUGCGCGUACGACGCAGGCAUCAGCGUCGGAGUAUUACCUGCACGAGCUUCCUUCGUCGUUAAAUUUAGUGUUAAAGGAAGUCGUGGGGAGGGGCAGAUUUCUGAAGUCCAUUCAGUGCAUGCACGAUGAAGGCCUCUUGCUGGUCAAAGUCUAUUUUAAGCGCGGCGGCGAUUCCCUCCAUCUCAAGGAAUAUGAAAGAAGGUUGUGUGAGAUAAAGGAGAGGCUUCAAAAGAUUAAAGACUCUCAUGUUUGGCCAUUUCAAUGUUGGCUUGAGACUGAGAAAGCAGCAUACCUUAUUCGCCAAUAUUUCUUCAGCAAUUUGCAUGAUCGAUUAAGCACCCGGCCAUUUCUGAACAAUAUUGAAAAGAAGUGGAUCGCCUUUCAGCUGCUGUAUGCUUUGAAGCAGAGUCACGAGCAUGGGGUCUGUCAUGGUGAUAUAAAGUGUGAGAAUGUACUUUUGACCUCUUGGAAUUGGGUGUACCUUGCGGAUUAUGCAUCGUUCAAGCCAACAUAUAUACCUGAUGAUGACCCAUCAGAUUUCUCCUUUUUCUUUGACACUGGGGGAAGACGACGUUGUUAUCUUGCACCUGAGCGUUUUCACGAGCCAGGAGGUGAUGGUCAACUUAAUGUGGAUACUACUUUGAAGCCAUCAAUGGACAUCUUUUCCCUGGGGUGUGUUAUUGCUGAGCUUUUUCUUGAGGGGCAGUCAUUAUUUGAACUAUCGCAGCUGCUUGCUUACCGAAGAGGACAGUAUGACCCUGGACCAUACCUGGAGAAGAUAUCUGAUGAUGGAAUCCGCAGUAUGAUUUUACAUAUGAUCCAAUUGGAUCCAGAGGCACGUCUGUCAUGUGACAGUUACUUGCAAAACUAUGCAUAUGUUGUUUUUCCAAGCAAUUUUCCCUUUUUCCACAACCUUUUUUCUUGGAUAACACCUCUGGACACUGAUAAAAGGGUUGCAGUCAUACAAAGUGCAUUUCCUGAAAUUCUCAAGCAAAUGGCACCAACUUUUUCAGAGGGAAACAAUGCACUGAAUAAAGCAUCAAGCACUGAUGCCAAUCAGAUUGCUAUGUCAGCUGGUUCCAGUCCGAGCAUUGGAGUACAGGAGAAUUUAAAAGGUUGCUUUGACAAGAAUGAACAAUCUGGAAAAAUUAAUGUUGGAAGUUCAUAUUCAGGGUUGAUUAGUGAUAUUGGUACUCUCCAAAGAGACUUGUUGCAACCGAAUUGUGAAAAACACACAAGUGAAAAAGCUCAGAUGGAUUAUCUUGGAAAUUCUUUUAUGAAGAAGAAUGAGGAUCGGGAAAUUAGAUCCAGUCAUGAAAUGAGGAAGUACUCUGAUUCUUUGCAAUUAAAUGCUAAUAGAAAUGUGAUAAAAAAGUACUUAUUUUCUGAAAGAAAAGAGAAUAAAGAUCCAGUCACUUCAGGGGUUGGGACAGAAAAAAAUGCGCACUCAGUUCUUGUACACUCAGAUAGAGUGGAGACUGGCACAAAGUGUGAUGGAAUGGUGUUAAUUGCAUCAUUGUUAUGUGCAUGUGUUCGAAGUGGUACACUUACACAGUCAAGGAGAGGAGCUAUAUUGUUAUUGCUACGCUCUUCAUAUUAUAUUGAUGACGAGGAUCGGUUGCAGCAUGUUCUUCCUUAUGUUAUUGCAAUGCUUUCUGAUCCAGCUGCUAUUGUACGGUGUGCUGCUUUGCAAACUGUCUGCGAUGUACUUUCAUUAGUCAAUGAAUUUCCCCCAAGUGAUGCAAAAAUAUUUCCAGAAUAUAUUCUUCCUAUGCUUUCAACAUUACCAGAUGAUCCUGAGGAGAGUGUUCGUAUUUGUUAUGCUAAUAAUAUAUACAAGAUUGCUGCAACCGCCUCACACUUUCUUAUACGCUCUCAAGUUUUGAACGAGGCAGACAUUUUAGAUAGAUCAAAUAUUUCACAUAAGGCUGGCAAAGGUCCUUUGGGUUCACAAGCUUCAGAUCAUCGAAAGAACAGUAAAUGUAAUGCAGAACUUACAGAGUUACGGCAGACAAUAGCUCAUGUUAUACAAGAAUUGGUAAUGGGACCAAAGCAAAGUCCAAUAAUAAGGAGGGCACUGCUAGAGCACAUAAAGGAAUUGUGUGAUUUCUUUGGGAAGAAGCAAACUAAUGACUUCUUGUUGCCUAUUCUCCCAGCUUUUCUAAAUGAUCGUGAUGAACAGUUACGAGCUGUAUUCUUUGAACAGAUUAUCCAUGUAUGUUAUUUUGUUGGUCAAAUAAGUGUGGAGCAGUAUCUUUUUCCUUAUAUUGAGCAGGCUCUAAAUGAUGUCGUGGAAGAAGUUAUUGUGAAUGCCUUGAAAUGUUUGGCAGCGUUGUCAAAAAGUAAAUUACUAGGAAAAUUGUUAGUGAUUGGAUCAGUUGAGCAUUCUGCUCCACUUUUGUGUCAUCCUAGCCAAUGGGUUAGAAGGGCAGCUGUCAUUUUUAUUGCUGCAGGUAGUGAGAGUUUACAGCCAGUUAAUUCUUAUGUUUACCUUUCACCAAUUCUUCUUCCUUUCCUUCGUAGAGAGCCAGCAUCUUUAACUUCAGAGAUUGAGUUAUUGUCAUGUCUAAAGUCUCCAAUGUCAAGAAAGACUUUUCAUGAAGUCCUAGAAAAAGCCAAGAAUUCACAAUGUUUAGAGGUUUCAGAAAAGGGCAACAAUCAGAGCAAAGUUAAGCAACUUCCAGAUUCUCAGAAGCUAGUUGAACCUAGUUUAAACUCAAAUAAUGCUCCUUUUUUAAAUAAAAAAAUACAUGAAAAGAUUUCAUCUAUUUCGUCUGUAGCAGUUGAUCCAGCUGUGGCCAAAAGCUGGUUAAUUAAUAAGUCAUAUCUACAUCCAAACAUAGAAUCUUUUGGCCAGAAUAUAAGUUUAUCUGAGCCAGAAGAUUGUGCAAGGAUGAAAGCAAUGGAAAGCUACAUUCUAAAUCUGUCCAGUACAAUGCAGUCUCGAGAGAACACUUCAGAGUUGGAAAAUCAUGAGAAGCUUCAAGCUUCUGGUCUAGGAAUGCCUGUGAAUUCUGGGACAGGUAAUGGUUCCAACCAUGGCCCAUCUUAUGAUGGUGUCCCAAUAUAUGUGUACCCCCUUAAUGAAAUGAAAAAUGAAAGCGGAAAAAGUCUGAUGUCAUCGAUAGGAUCAUCCUUGAAUGAAGAGUUAAGCAAGGAUGUUGUAGGUCCACAAGGUGCAACGCCUAUUUUGAUGACAAAUUUUUCUGGAGCACAAGUUGCUGGUUCUGUUGUUUCCUCACAGUGGACUUUGGGUGCUGGUCACUCGUCCAUGCCUGCUGCAGAGAUGAUACAGAAAUCUGUUAGUAUGGUAGGUUCUUUUCCUCCCAAGUUGGUUAGUGGUUCUAUUUUGAAUGGCAGCUUUGCUUCUACCAGACAAGCGAAUAAAGUCCUGAGAGAUUCUGCUGGAAGAGAAAAUGAUGACAUAACUUACAUGAUGAAUAAGUUCAAAGAUAUAGCCAUUUCCGAUGAUUCUAAGAGCUCUUUAUUGUCGAUGAGUGUAACUGCGGGUUCUCCAUCACUAACAGACGCAACUGUAAUGUCAUCUUACUCUGGAUCAUCUGUCCCAGAUCGGGCAUGGCGGCCACGUGGAAUUCUGGUGGCACAUCUUCAAGAGCAUCAAUUAGCUGUCAAUGACAUUGCAGUUUCACAUGAUCAUAACUUUUUUGUAAGCGCAUCAGAUGAUUGUACAGUUAAGAUCUGGGAUAGCCGAAGACUAGAAAAAGACAUUACAUUUCGGUCAAGGUUGACCUACUCUGUAGGUGAUGGCCGAGCACUUCAUGUUGCCAUGUUUGCAAAUGGGCCGCAAGUUGCUGUGGCAUCAAGUAGUGGCAGAAUACAUGUUUUUUCUGUGAAUUAUCUUUUAAGAGAAGAUGGCAGCAUUGAUAGGUACACUGGCACUGAAAAUGUUGCAAAGAAAGAGACAAAGGAAGGAGCAGUUCUAAGUUUGCAAAAGUUUUCUACAGAAGGUCCUCCAAUGAUUCUUUACAGCACCCAACAUAAUGGUAUUCAUCUUUGGGACUUAAGGGCACAGAUCAAUGCAUGGACAUUGAAAGCAAGUCCAAAAGAGGGUUACAUUUCUGCAGUUGUGGUGGAUCCAUUUCAGAGUUGGCUUGUUUCAGGUUCAUCUAGAGGGGUGCUAACCCUAUGGGAUGUGCGGUUUCAUAUCCCUGUAAAUACAUGGCAGCAUCCUAUGGCUUGCUCUAUAGAGAAAAUGUGUCUUCAUGCCGCAACUUCAAAUUCUUUCCCAUGUACAACAGGUGAUCCACUGGUUUAUGUAGCUGCAGGGAUCAAUGAGGUGGCUCUGUGGAAUGCAAAGGAUGGUAGCUGUCAGAAGGUCUUUCGACUGCCAUGCUCUGAAGCUGUUGCAGAUGUUUCUGAGAUUCCUGCUGCAUUAGCCAGGUCAAGUCAAUCGACUCUGAAGUCUGGAGUCGCCCUUCGCUCUAAAAGAAUGGCAAAUUCAAAAUAUGGAGUGGAUGAGUUGAAUGAACCACCACCUCGACUUCCUGGUAUCCGCUCAUUGCUCCCAUUGUCAGGUGGCGAUUUGUUAACUGGAGGAACAGAUUUGAGGAUACGACUUUGGAACCACUUCAGACCUGAACGCAGCUAUUGUGUCUGUGGACCUCCAAUAAAGAAGACAGCUGGGGAAGAAUAUUAUGAUACAAGGUCCGUUCAUGGGGUACAGGUUGUGCAGGAAACAAACAGGCAUUCCAUCAAGUUGACAUCAAAGGCGUCCCUUGCUGCAGCUGCAACUGAUUCUGCAGGUUGUCACCGUGAUUCCAUUCUAUCAAUGGCAUCAAUCCAGCUAAAUCAGAAGUUUUUGAUUUCCAGCAGUCGUGAUGGUGCAGUCAAAGUUUGGAAAUAACACCAAGUUAAUAUUAAGUUAGAAAUGUUGGCAGGAAUUGUUUGGAUUCUUCAUUAUAAUUUCAAGUUGUGUAUCCAGGCACUGUAAUAAAUGGGCCUUCACUAAUGGACAUUAAUUACAGGCUGGAAGAGCCAUAUUACAGGCCUACACUCUAUGAUUAUUGUAACUUUGUAAAUGGUUAACUACAAAUGUUGAGUUAGUCUGGGAGAAAUUAAUUCAUUGUAUAUACAUGCAAGACCUCAAGAUUUUGGGAUGUAGGGACUAUAUAUUAGCACUAUUGAUCCUGAUCUCCAAGAUCCGUAACACACAAUUUAAGAAUGUAUUCAUACCCCUCUGUGAUGGAAUUAGAUUUGUAGUAUAUUGUGAUA